ACGGCAUCUCUACACUUCGUAUCAUUACUGCGGUAACGUGCGAUACAGCGCUCACGACAACUCUUAUCACUGACGAUCCCCUUCUUAAGACAUUGAUCUUUUGCCAUCUCAUCGAUAGAUCAAGUUUAAUCUAUUAAAGAAGAAAAGAGAAGAAAUUUUCUUUUGACGUACAAACGUCUUUUUGUUUCCCGUUACUCGAAGAACAACACGUAUCGGCGAUUACUUUCAUAAAAUCCAACAUGAGGGCUGAAUUCGGUCUAAGAACUAGCAUCCUCCUUGUCAUCUUCGGCAUCGUCUGCGCGGUGGAAAAUUAUGUGGAUUAUGGAGACGAAUCACCGGACAAAUCGACGGCCGAGAAUAUUCACGAACUUUACAGACUCAUCCUGCAACGGAACGCUUUAGAAAACGGCGGAUUUAAUGGGAUCCCAUUGGAACAUCUGAUGAUUCGUAAAUCUCAACGAUCGCCGUCAUUGCGCUUACGAUUUGGACGUUCUGGUUCACCUCACAUUUCGGCGGGCUUGCUCUCGAAGCCGAUGGCAGCUGUGGCGACGGGUUUCGAGGAGAACAAUUAAUAAAAGCGUUGGACGAAUUGAAUUAUUUUUCCUUUGCUAUGAAACGACGUCACUCUCUUAUAUUUCUCAUAAAUCUUAGAUAAGGCGUAAGAAAACUUCUCUCGUAUCUACGCUUAUUAUAUUAACGACAGUGGGAAAGUAAGCCAAACAAAAAAAAAAAAAAUAGAAAAAAAAGAAAAAAAAGAAAAAGCAAAAAAAAAAAGAAGAUUUAUCGUCAUCAUUUAAUCCGUAAUCAAUAAUUAUCUCUGAAGAUUUUUCCGUUUCAUCUUCGACUUAUAACAGCGAUGUUCUAUCUUUACUAUCAAACAGGAAAAGAAAAAAAAAAGAAAAAGGAAAAGAAAAAAAGAAAAAAAGAAAAAAGAAAUAGUAAAAAAGAAUAAAGGAAACAGAGAUAUAUAUAUAUAUAUAUAUAUAUAUAUAUAUAUA
This is a messenger RNA of Vespa velutina, 998 nucleotides long. RefSeq names its product short neuropeptide F-like. The transcript has 4 exons. The record is from RefSeq and is a predicted model, not a curated record. Bases 240 to 572 code for a protein of 110 amino acids. NCBI's taxonomy places the organism in Eukaryota, Metazoa, Arthropoda, Insecta, Hymenoptera, Vespidae.